ACAGGCUGCGCGUCCGGUUACCCAGAGCUGGGCCGAUGGCGCCGGCGGAGCGCUGCGGUUUGUGCCGCCAGACCUUCUUCUGCGGUCGCGGACACGUCUACAGUCGCAAGCACCAGCGGCAGCUGAAGGUGGCUUUGGAGCGGCUGCUGCCCCAGGUGGAGGCCGCCCGCAAGGCCGUCCGCGCGGCUCAGGUGGAGCGUUACGUGCCCGAGCACGAGCGGUGCUGCUGGUGCCUGUGCUGCAGCUGUGAGGUGCGGAAACACCUGAGCCACGGAAACCUGACCGUGCUGCACGGGGGGCUGCUGGAGCACCUGGCCAGCCCAGAGCACAAGAAAGCAACCAACAGAUUCUGGUGGGAGAACAAGGCCGAGCUCCAGAUGAAAGAGAAGUUUCUCAUCUCGCCCCAAGAUUACGCACGAUUCAAGAAAUCCAUGGUGAAAGGUUUGGAUUCUUAUGAGGAAAAAGAGGAUGAGGUGAUCAAAGAGAUGGCAGCUCAGAUCCGCGAGGUGGAGCAGAGCCGGCAGGAGGUGGUUCGGUCUGUGUUAGAGCCUCAGGCAGUGCCAGACCCAGAAGAGGGCUCUUCGGCACCUGGAAGCUGGAAAGGGACAAACAGCCAAGUAGCUUCCAUCUCACAGCAGCCCUCGUACUUGGACCUGCCACCAGCCCCAGAGCUUGACUGGAUGGAAACAGGACAACCUCUGACAUUCAUUGGCCAUCAGGAUACACCAGGAGUUGGUAACAUCCACUCAGGUGCUACACCUCCCUGGAUGGCCCAAGAUGAGGAAUACAGCUCUGGGAACCAACAAAUAGGACCCUCCUAUGAAGAAUUUCUUAAAGAAAAGGAAAAACAGAAACUGAAGAAACUGCCCCCAGACAGAGUUGGGGCCAACUUUGAUCACAGCUCUAGCACCGGUGCAGGGUGGCUGCCCUCUUUUGGCCGGGUCUGGAAUAACGGACGCCGCUGGCAAUCGAGGCAUCAAUUCAAAACUGAAGCUGCGGCAAGGAACAAACAGUCACAUAAAGAAAAAAGGCUAAUGAUUUCCUGAUAUGUUUUCAACUACCAUCAGAGCUCAAAGCCAAGUCAACAAACCUGUACCUACUAUCCUUUGUAAAUUACCUUUCUCAGGAAACACACAGUCACUUAUUUGAUUUAAUAAAGUUUUAUUUUUCAAAAUGUA
Molecule: messenger RNA, 1178 nt
Organism: Equus quagga
Lineage: Eukaryota; Metazoa; Chordata; Mammalia; Perissodactyla; Equidae
Gene: CENATAC
Product: centrosomal AT-AC splicing factor
Exons: 11
Coding region: 36-1046 (336 amino acids)
Source: RefSeq, a predicted model, not a curated record